AUGCGUCUUCAAGAUAUAGCCAUAGUCACGAAUACGCCGCUAGAGACCGAUAUGGUCCUGCUGGAGAAAUUCAAGGCGCACGAUCGCAUUCUCUGGGAUCCUAAGACUGACCUGUACUCAUAUCGGCAUGAGUUCAGCUUUCGAAAUAAAGUUGCACUCCUUACAGAAAUACAGCGGCAGACGCGCAAAGGCGGUGGGAUUCCUGUUCGUGCGCUGAAGGAGUCUUGGAAAGAGGCACCGCAAGCUAUCGAGGAGCUAGAGAAGGAGGGGGAGGUGCUUGUAACGCGGACGGUGAAGGACGGUCAGCUGCGAAUGGUGUUUUGGAACGAAAUAAAACCGGAUGACGAGAGUGGGGGGAAGCAAGUAGAGAAAGAAUUCUUCGAUUUGUGGCAUUCGCUCAAGGUGCCGAACGAUGUUGACCUUCUCAAAGCGCUGCAUGCUGGCACGAGUCUCGAGCUAUCUCCUUCCAUUUGUUGUCUGACAGGCAUCUACAGAGGGUCUCCAGGCUACUGCGGAAGAAACGCCGAUACCAAAAGCACCGUCGAAUUUGAAGAAGAAGGGAAAGCGCUCAGCACCGCGACAACAGAAGCUUUAAAAAUCGCAGAGGCCGGCGGGUGUACUUUUCGUUCUUUGAUACAGUCCAACGGUACUUGGUCGUUCCAUCGGCAGCCUACGACAAAAUCGUUACUUUCAAGUUAUCGUAGAGACGAGCGUGCCGAAAUCUGUUACCUAGAGAUAGCCAACAUUGACUCGGAUCUCGGGUGGAAGCACAUGUCUCGUCAACAACAGGAUGCAGAUUCCAAUCCCCGGUUCAGACAAAGGUCAAACACCACAGCUUUCGCACCGUUUGCGUGGCGGCGCAAAGCCGACACCGUAUCUACCACCAUCCCACCUCAGACACAGCCGUUGACCUUCGAUGCCCUUGUCGAGGCGUUGACUCCCCCUGCAGUUCCAAGUCUCGCCCAUGCACGCUCUUUAGCUACUCUAAUGGCAUCGCAAUCACCCCUGCCUCGACCAUCCGUGCUGAACCCAGUAUGGGCUGCACUCUGCGGUCAUGAUUCGCCUUCUUCAUUGCAGGCGGCAGGAUAUGAAAUCAUGGCCACAUUCUGGGAGAAAUUUGACGGCCACCUGGGUACAGCAGAUAUCCUUCAGUAUUUCUCGCUAUUCUUGCACACCGUCUGGGCUGCCGAUGUAGGAGAACCUCGACUACGGGCUCUACGGGCUCUCACAAGAGGGGGAACCGAAGUCAUUGGUAUUGAAAUCCCAUUACUUAGCUUGCUCAGAACAUGGACAGAAGGCGCCUUUGAUGCCUACAUGUCGGGCGAUGCUGCCGAUUCUAUUGACCGUGCAGAACGAGAACGACACAUUGAGCUUUUAGCUACCUUCCUAUCUUCCGUACUGGAGCAACCAGAAUCCGCGGCUCGUGUAUCUGAAGGUGACCUUGCCAGUGCGCUUCAGUUCUAUGCUGGUCUUCUUGGUCGGGCGUUGACAGUACCUCCCCUGAGUCCUGCUGCUGAUCCGGUACCUUCACCGCCUCUCGCAGCUCACGCUGAUCAACCCAUCGGCGUAAAAACAACUGUUGGGAUACACAGACGCCAUCCAUCAUCCAUAUCAAUCCGUUCCAUCUCAUCUCCAAACUUGCCUUCUCGAAAGCACCCCGCAGAGUUAAUGGUCGUUAUCUAUCUGGACCACCUUAGUUCGCAACUCAAAGCACUCGCACCCAAAUUCUUAACGCUCAUUCUUCCUGUCCUCUUGCGCGCGCAGGCCUUCUUUGCGUCUCCUUUACCCCGUGUAUCCAUAAUGACAAGUCGCACUCAUACGCCAGCUAGCUUAGAGGACAGGAUUCAAAAAUCUUUGAACGUGUUGUUUUCCGGACCAUAUGGCAGUUCGUGCAUGGCAAUACUCAAACGACACCUUCUUCCUCCUACCGAGGCUGGGAAGGACCUUCAUAUCGCUCCAAUCGUCGCUCUUGGCGCACACAGGACACUGAGAAACAUCAUCCGCCAAGGACUAUGUACAAAAAUGGCUCGCGCAUACAUUUGCAGACUGACUUCCGUCUCAUACACCGCUUCAGGAGCUCCCGGACAAAAGGAUCUUGAGAAAGAUCUUAUGGAGCGCGCAUGGUCGAAGGAUGAUAUUUCUGGAUGGGAUCACACAAGGCUCACAAGAUUGCUCUGCAAAUCGGUUGAAGCUUGGGUCAGAUUCACUCCGUCGGAUAACGUGGAGGAUUAUGACAUGGAGAAGGACAAGAUCAUGGACGAAGCGGCAUGUACCAUGAGAGAUAUAUUUCAGGAGUUUGAUGAGAGGGAGGAUGGCGUCGAUAUGGACGACGAAGAAGCGAGCGUUGCAGGAGCGACCCUCCGCCAACUUGUCAGUUUUGUUCGUCCGAUCAGGACCAUGGAUGGACCUCUGAUCCUACCGCUAGACCAGCCCGCCGAAGCCCCCACGCCAUUCCUACGCACGCUUUCAUCCUUGUUAGCCCGAGAUCAUUCAACCUACAUGAUCCCGUUGCUGUCAACCACACUCUUCUUUAUUGCGGACCAUCUUACCGAUGCAGAUACUGCCAAACUCCCAAGCAUGAUGUUUGAACAACAUGACCUCUCACCUGCAUCACCAGAUUGGUUGAAGAGCUGGGAGGACAUUCUUUCAAAUCCCACUCUAUUUGCUCCUACGCGAGCGCUAACGCGGUUGGAAAUCAUGAAGGCAUUACGAUCCGUCUACGACUCUCUCAAGGACAUGCAUAGCUACAGGAGGUCCCUGGCAGACCUAGUCUUCAAGUUUUGUCGGAUGCAGGCAGAAAAUCCGCAGGAAGACAUGACAUUCGACAGCAGCGUGGCAUGGAAGAUAUUAGGCGAUGAAGUAGUCCUUCGUGCAGCAGAGGAACAUACUGCACCAGCGUCAGCGGCCCCAUCUUCAGAAUCCGAGGCUCCGACUCUCUUUGCACCUUUGCGGGAAAUGAUAGACCUUUUGAUAGCUGUUGCUGUCGAAGGAGUCCAAGAGGAUGACGAUGACUCUGGAUGUGCCAACAUGUCUGGCACCCCAGCAUCACCUGCAUUUUCCUCCAGCAGUGCUUCUGCUGCCGCAACUCCUAUUCUCUCACGAAAGCAGUCAGAGCAUCGCAGCGGAAAUGCUAGAGACAGAGAUUCAAAUAUGCCCUCAGUCAUGUCAAUUCUCUCAUUCGUUGCGGGUUCCCGCUCCCAGUCCCAGCACUCUCAAGAAAAUGAGAGUACCCUCGUGCCAUUGGUCGCUUCCCCUGUAUCAGAGCCAAUAUUGCCUCGUGCAGCUGUAGCAGUGGUGUCGUUGGUUUCGAUAUUCAGCCAACUCGCAUUCACUCCUCACGCACUACUGCAGCAUAACGUCGUUUUGGCAGGCCAGAUAUUCGAUACUUUGGUUCAGCUCAUUGGUGAAGCAAAAUCCCCCCGCACUCGCCUCACAGUUCUCCAGUUCACCAUGAGAAUCCGUGCCGACAGAGAUCAUCGCCUUUAUUUCGUUGACGCCCAUCAUGACCCGGAUGGCAAUACCACGACCUUGGCAUCGCUGAUAGGUCGGAUACAAGAACCAUCGCUUUAUGGACAGCCGCAGCAGUCAGAAGAUGAGAGGACUAGCUCUGGUGACCUGAACAACGAUGACUCUCAUGUGCGCAAACCGCAGCCUCGAGGUACGCAAGAGCGCGAUGGGAGACGAGCAUCUCGUGGAAGGGGAAUCAGACCCAAUCAAUCAGCAGGCAGCCGCAGUCGAUCGAGAGCACCCUUGCCAACGCCAUCGCCCAGUGCAAAUCAAGCAAAAUCACGAGAGACCCUUUGGCAAGUUCCCGAAUCUCUCCCGUUCACUUCCAUAGACCCAGACAAUCCAAGCGAGGGCAUUUUUUCAUAUGAUCCAGCAGCCGAGUCUAUUGGUGUCAUACACAUGGACUCUUAUUUGUCUGCCGUCCUCGACCUGCUAGAGAAAGAGAGAAAUUGGGAAAUUUUCUCUUACGUGCUCUGUCAUCUUCCCGUCCAACUCGCAAACAAACACCUGUUUUGCGGCCCCAAGUGUCGCGAGGUGAUCGCGAGAUUGCUUACCACCAUCUGUUCGGGAUUGGCAAGUGGUCAAUUAGCCUCCAAUAUUGAUCGCUGGCCUCUCGGUCUCAAACCUCGCGAUGCUCAUGGAUUGGCAUUCCACACACUCACCGUCCUCGUCAGCUAUCGGCGGUGCUUCGACUUGCCGUUGCGACACGUUAUUGUCGAUGUGCUUCGAGAAGGGUUGGAUAGUCAGCCAACGACCAUCAUCUGCUGUCUGCAGACUUUGUCAUUAUGUGCCUUUGAGCUUCUGUCUUCGCUCAAGAGGUCCCUGCCAUCAAUCUUGGAGAAGCUCUCGCAGAUCAUGUCAAAUCCAGACAUGGCUGUUCACAUUCUCAGUUUCCUCUCCAUCGUUGGCUCAAUCCGCGCGCUACAUGCUAAUCUUCGGGAAGAAGACUUCAAAAUGGUGUUUGGUGUUGCGUUGCAAUACCUUCAGCAUCACAAUCGUCCUGGUGCAACGCCCACAAUUUCGUGGGCAAUGUCCCAGCAUGUUCGAACGAUUUCGUUCUACGUGGUAUAUGUCUGGUUUUUGGCAGUCAAACUUCCUCAUCGUCCUCGACAUAUCUCAUAUAUCACUCGCCAGUUGCUACUAGCGAACGAGGGGAAGGAUGACAUUGACGAACCCACCGAGGUAUGCUUCGACUGGCUGGCGCGAUAUGCGUACGCCAGCGCCGAUCCACGACCCGCUCGUUCGACGCUGAGUGAGAUUGUGAUGAAUCCCAGUAACCUGGCAUCUCCGGACCCUGCUGUCAGUGAAAAGACGUGGCUUUUGGGUAAUUCUGUCGUCACCAUCCGCUCUCUGGCCCGCCUCGGUUGGAUUGAAGUUCUAUCUCGCCGCCCUUCUGGGUUAACUAGGUUCCUCUGCAAGCUGGAAAACAUACCCUUAGUUGGACCGGGUGAUGUCGAUCCUGAUAUGGUUUCUGUGGCUGCGGGUAUGAUGAUGGAGCGCGAUAUUCCACGCCCUGAACGCCCCGAUGCGGGCGCUGAUCAAUCACUAGAAACGAAUCCUCGCAGUGACUCGAUCAAAACCGUCGUCGAAGGGGAUGAUGGUGGAACUGCACCACCAGCACCAGAUCCAAUCACUGGCUACGUGUGGAGUAACACUGCUCCCUCCCAACGUCGAAAAUAUGUUGCUGUCGAUCCCGCUUUCUUCGCCCUCCAACUUUCCCCCUACCCUGAUAGGAUGAACCAACCCGCUAGCCAGCGGAUGGUCGAUCCAGCGUUACUUCCGGCUCUCUUCCGGUCGUUGGACCAGAUUCCCGUGAUUGACACCCAUAAAGUGGGAAUCAUGUACGUUGCACCUGGCCAGACUCAUGAGCUUGAUAUUCUACGAAACACCCAUGGGUCGCCUGCGUACACAAGGUUCCUCGAGGGCAUUGGCAGACUCAUCAAUCUUCGAGGUCAAGUCGACGUUUAUGCGGGUGGCCUCAGCCCGGACGAAGACGGUGAAUACGCCUAUGCAUGGUGGGAUGACAUAGGUCAAGUCCUUUACCACACCGCUACGAUGAUGCCGUCCAAACCUGACGACGAGUACUGCGUCGACAAAAAACGUCAUAUUGGGAAUGACUACGUCCGAAUCGUGUGGAAUGACUCUGGAAUUCCCUAUCGGUUCGACACACUUGCCACUCAGUUCCAAUUUGUGAACAUUGUCGUCGAACCACAUUCCCUUGGCGCAAUCGCUGCCUUUUCCAACAACAUCCACGAAAACGAGUAUUUCAAGGUCACUAUCCAACGUGCCCCUGGCAUGAGUGACUUUACGCCUGUCGGUGACUUCAAGCUCAUAUCGGCGGAACAGCUCCCUUUGUUGGUCAGGCAACUCAGCUUACUGGCGGAUUGUUUUGCGUCUGUGUUUGAACGCACAGAACGAGACACCAAGGAAGUCGAGGUGAUCACCAACUGGCGUGCUCGACUCCAAAAGAUUAUGGUGUUCAAGAGGGAGAAAAUGCCACCCCUGCAGAUUGGGGAUGAAAUCGAGGGAGUAAUCGGGCAGGAGGCCUAUCGCAACUUCACAGCUACAUUCUAG
Suillus clintonianus is the source of this 6081-nucleotide messenger RNA. RefSeq lists its product as uncharacterized. The coding region runs from base 1 to 6081 and encodes 2026 amino acids. Lineage: Eukaryota; Fungi; Basidiomycota; Agaricomycetes; Boletales; Suillaceae. Gene Ontology annotation, cellular component: nucleus; TSC1-TSC2 complex; cytoplasm. Gene Ontology annotation, molecular function: GTPase activator activity. The record is from RefSeq and is a predicted model, not a curated record. Gene Ontology annotation, biological process: positive regulation of GTPase activity; regulation of small GTPase mediated signal transduction; negative regulation of TOR signaling. The transcript has 8 exons.